AUGGCAUCUCCAUCUCUUCAAUGGCCCAUUGCAACCAUGUCAUUUCUGUUUUCCUCACUGGUGACUUUAUUAAUUGUGUCAACUCUUUCCUGGUGCCAGAGAAUUGAAACUACAGCUCCAAAAGCUAGCAACGGGGCACCAUUUCCUUGGAAUAAAAUGCGACUUCCUGAGCAUGUCAUCCCAGUUCAUUAUGAUCUCAUGAUCCAUGUAAAUCUCACCACUCUGACUUUCUGGGGCACCACAGAGGUAGAAAUCACAGUUAGCCAGCCAACCAGUUCCAUUGUCUUGCAUAGUUACCAUCUGCAGAUAUCUAAGGCGACUCUCAGGAAAGGGGCUGGAGAGCAGCAGUUUGAAGAUUCCCUGAGGGUCCUGGAAUACUUACCUCAUGAACAAAUCGCUCUUUUGGCCCCCGAACCCCUCCUUGUUGGGGUACCUUACACAGUUGUCCUUGACUACACUGGCAAUCUUUCUGAGAGUUUCCAUGGCUUUUAUAAAAGCACCUACAGAACCAAGGAAGGAGAAGUCAGGGUACUUGCAUCAACCCAGUUUGAACCUACUGCAGCUCGAAUGGCCUUUCCUUGCUUUGAUGAACCUGCCCUGAAAGCAAGUUUCUCUAUCAAGAUCAGAAGGGAACCAGGACAACUUGCCAUCUCCAAUAUGCCUUUGGUGAAAUCUGUGACAAUUGCUGAAGGACUCAUAGAAGACCAUUUUGAUGUCACUGUGAAGAUGAGUACCUACCUGGUGGCCUUCAUUGUUUCAGAUUUUAAGUCCAUCAGCAAGAUGACCAAGAGCGGAGUCAAGGUUUCUGUAUAUGCAGUGCCAGACAAGAUCAAUCAAGCUGAUUAUGCACUGGAUGCUGCAGUGACUCUUCUAGAAUUUUAUGAGGAUUAUUUCAACAUUCCAUAUCCUUUACCUAAACAAGAUCUUGCUGCUAUUCCUGACUUUCAGUCUGGUGCUAUGGAAAACUGGGGAUUGACAACGUAUAGAGAGUCAGCUUUAUUGUUUGAUGUGGAAAAGUCUUCUGCAUCAAGUAAGCUUGGCAUCACAAUGACUGUGUCCCACGAACUUGCCCACCAGUGGUUUGGGAACCUGGUCACCAUGGAAUGGUGGAAUGAUCUUUGGCUGAAUGAAGGAUUUGCCAAGUUUAUGGAAUAUGUGUCUGUCAGGGUGACCCAUCCAGAGUUGAAAGUUGAAGAUCAUUUCUUGGACAAAUGUUUUAGCGCAAUGGAAGUAGAUGCAUUGAAUUCCUCACACCCUGUGUCCACACCUGUGGAAAAUCCUGCUCAGAUUCGGGAGAUGUUUGAUGAUGUUUCUUAUGAAAAGGGAGCUUGUAUUUUGAAUAUGGUAAGAGAAUAUCUUGGUGCUGAAGCAUUUAAAAAUGGCAUUGUACAAUAUCUACAGAAGUAUAGCUAUAAAAACACAAAAAAUGAGGACCUGUGGAAUAGUAUUGCAAGUAUUUGUCCUACAGAUGAUACACAAGGAGUGAAUGGCUUUUGUCCUAGAGAUCAGCAUUCGUCUUCAUCCUCACACUGGCGUCGGGAAGGCCUUGAUGUGAAAACCAUGAUGAACACCUGGACGCUGCAGAAGGGCUUUCCGCUGAUAACCAUCACAGUGCGAGGGAGGGAGGUACACAUGAAGCAAGAGCACUACAUGAAGGGAGCUGACGGUGCCCCAGAAACUGGACAACUGUGGCAUGUUCCAUUGACGUUCAUUACCAGCAAAUCAGACGUGGUCCAAAGAUUUUUGCUGAGGACAAAAACAGAUGCACUUAUGCUCCCAGAAGAGGUGGAAUGGAUCAAAUUUAAUGUGGAAAUGAAUGGCUAUUACAUCGUGCAUUACGAGAACGAUGGAUGGAAUUCUUUGACUGGCUUGUUGAAAGGAACACACACAGCCAUCAGCAGUAACGAUCGGGCCAGUCUCAUUAACAAUGCAUUUCAGCUUGUCAGCAUUGGAAAGCUACCCAUUGAAAAAGCCAUGGAUUUAGCUCUGUACUUGAAACAUGAAACAGAAAUUAUGCCUGUGUUCCAAGGUAUGCAUGAGCUGAUUCCUAUGUAUAAGUUAAUGGAGAAACGAGAUAUGAGUGAAGUAGAAACUCAAUUCAAGGACUUCCUCCUUAGGCUACUGAGGAACCUCAUUGAUAAACAGACGUGGACUGACGAAGGCUCUCUCUCUGAACGAAUGCUGCGGAGUCAGCUCCUGUUCCUUGCCUGUGUGCGCAAGUACCAGCCAUGUGUGCAGAGGGCAGAUGGCUAUUUUAGAAAGUGGAAGGAAUCCAAUGGGAAUUUGAGAUUACCCAGAGACGUGACUUUGGCAGUGUUUUCUGUGGGGGCCCAGAACACUGAAGGCUGGGAAUUUCUUUAUAGUAAAUAUCAGUCUUCUUUGUCCAGUACCGAGAAACGCCAAAUUGAAUUUGCCCUAUGUAGAAGCCAAAAUAAGGAAAAGCUUCAGUGGUUAUUAGAUCAAAGUUUUAAGGGAGAUAUAAUAAAAACACAAGAGUUUCCGAGUAUUCUUACACUCAUUGGCAGAAAUCCAGUGGGAUAUCCUUUGGCCUGGCAAUUUCUGAGGGACAAUUGGAAUAAACUUAUACAAAAGUUUGAACUUGGCUCAACUUCCAUAGCCCACAUGGUAAUGGGAACAACCAAUCAAUUCUCCACAAGAGCACGGCUUGAAGAGGUAAAAGGAUUUUUCAGCUCUUUGAAAGAAAACGGCUCUCAGCUCCGCUGUGUGCAACAAACAAUUGAAACCAUUGAGGAAAACAUACGUUGGAUGGAUAAGAAUUUUGAUAAAAUCAGAGUGUGGUUGCAAAAUGAAAAACUUAGACAGCUGUAA
Messenger RNA from Chrysochloris asiatica (Cape golden mole), 2829 nucleotides. It is a transcript of the gene ERAP1, whose product is annotated as endoplasmic reticulum aminopeptidase 1. Gene Ontology annotation, molecular function: zinc ion binding; peptide binding; metalloaminopeptidase activity. Lineage: Eukaryota; Metazoa; Chordata; Mammalia; Afrosoricida; Chrysochloridae. The coding region runs from base 1 to 2829 and encodes 942 amino acids. Gene Ontology annotation, cellular component: cytoplasm. The transcript is spliced from 18 exons. Gene Ontology annotation, biological process: proteolysis; peptide catabolic process. The record is from RefSeq and is a predicted model, not a curated record.